AUGGUUGCCGAUACGACAAACAGUUAUAACCGUUUAUGGGUAGAUCGCCCACAAACGUUAGCGGUUAUAUCGGAUUUCUUCAUCUUCAUGACUGGUGGCAUGAAUCUAGCUGUCAGCGUUGGUUGGUCGAAAAGUGAAUACACACUACAAUUUCGCAUCUGUUGGUAUAUUGGCGUAGCGAUUGGUGCAUUUAUUGCUCCACCACUUGUGCAGUGGAAACGCAAGCGAUUAUUUAUUAUCUUGCCAAAUCUACUUGUUGCUGCUUCUGCCAUUGUCGCUGUAUCCGGCUACCAAUACUUGGGCGUACUGAUCGCAUCUCGAUACCUUGACGGCAUCUGCAUAGGCCUCGCGACAGUUUCUUUCAUAACGCACGUCAGUGAAAUCGCCUCGGAACAUCGACGUAGUUUCUGUUUAGCCUUCGAGCAAAUCGGUUUAGCUAUUGGCGUCUACGUUCAAAUGCUAUACACUGCACUGUGGAUAUCGGGCACAAACUUCAGCCCCAAUCUCCUAAUGGGUUUGUGCAAUCUAUUCUUUGGCUGUGUUGCCGCAUUCAUGACAUACACACAAAUCGACUCACCAAUUUUUCAUAUGCGAAAAGGUGAUGAACCGAGCGCUGUAGCUUGUGUGAAUAUACUCUACCAGCCACCGAUUUUGACGGAAAAUAAGCAAGCGGCAAUAACCGAAAUCAAAAUGUAUGUUUCUGUGAAUAAUACAAUGUCUGUGGGAGAAAGUUUGCUGAAAGGAUUUGUGCCGCUCAUCAAGAUGAUUAUCUAUCGGAGUAUGCUUUCGUUCAUCAUUGCAUGGCCGAUCAAGUUGGCGCUAAAUGAUGGCGGCCUUGUCAGUGCGCCUAACGUUAUCAACUGGCAUCCGGUGCUAUAUGGAUUUCUCGGUUUACUCGGCCCUGUCGUUGGAUCGACAACGCUGGGCGGCAUAGGACGCAAGUGGCUGAGUUUAUGCGCAUUGGCGGUUGCGGGUGGCAUGACGCUCGGUGUGGGUAUUGUGUACCGCAACGAGUCGAAUAUGACGAAUGCGGCACAAAUGUCAAUAGUUUGCGCUUUGCUUAUGAUCGCACAAUUUCUUGGAGGCAUUUUUGCACCCAGCACAACGGUUUAUCUCGGUGAGGCGUUUCCAUUGAAAGUGAAGCCCUACUUUAUUGGACUGUGUAUAAUUGUGCAAAAUAUUGUUGGUUUAGUUAUAAUUUGUACGUUCGACUACAGUUGGCACAAUGAGUAUGUUUUUUGCAUUACUAUUGGUGUAAUUAUGAUAUUUUUUGCAAUUGUUUUCUGCUUUAUGUUGCCCGAAACUAGAAAAACGAAACUACGCGAAGCGCAAGAGCUAUUCGAAUACUUUUUUAACUUUAAGAUAUCGUAA
Molecule: messenger RNA, 1371 nt
Organism: Rhagoletis pomonella (apple maggot)
Lineage: Eukaryota; Metazoa; Arthropoda; Insecta; Diptera; Tephritidae
Exons: 3
Coding region: 1-1371 (456 amino acids)
Biological process (GO): transmembrane transport
Cellular component (GO): membrane
Molecular function (GO): transmembrane transporter activity
Source: RefSeq, a predicted model, not a curated record